Molecule: messenger RNA, 1002 nt
Organism: Caenorhabditis remanei
Lineage: Eukaryota; Metazoa; Nematoda; Chromadorea; Rhabditida; Rhabditidae
Exons: 3
Coding region: 1-1002 (333 amino acids)
Biological process (GO): embryo development
Molecular function (GO): protein binding
Source: RefSeq, a predicted model, not a curated record
AUGAGCAAGUCGUUUCCCAUCCUGAAGCUCCCACGUCUUGCUCUAGACGAAAUUCUUUUAACGAUGAGGCCCUUCGAAUUAUUUCAAUUCUCGAUGACUUCCUCAAAGUCGAAAAUUAUUCUGAAAUAUCUGCUCAGAACGAGAGUAAACUUGAAGUAUAAAUUAGAAGUGAGCACAGACAACGAACCGAAAAUCACAAUGAUAGGACCGGAUUACACGUUUUUCGAUUGUAGAUUCACUUCCGAUAAGUUGAGAAGUGAGAAAACAGAAUAUCUCGAAAAUAUUGGUGGAAAAUCCGACAGGAUUUGGAUGUAUUCUGAGAAUGUGAUAAUGGACUGGGUGAGACUGUUCCAGAUAGUCAUGGAACUGUUCAAUUUUGAACGACAUGCCGUUAUUCUUUGCCUGGACACAUUCUCUGAUCAAAAUAAAUCAAUUAUUGAUUUCAUUGGAUCUCAACUGACAUCAGUGAAUGCCUGUCAUUUUUAUGGAAAAAUCGUAGCUGAUCAAGAUGUGGAAUACGUUUUGAAGAAUAUCAAAGUCCCUAAGUAUUUAAAAUUUCAAUGCAAACUCAGUGAUCAAUUCCAACUGAAAUUACCGAAUAAUAAUAUAGUAAGGAUUAGUGUUUCCGAUGGGAAUUGGUUGAAUUACAGUCAAUUAAUUCAAUUAAAAGCUUAUGAAUUGGAGAUAAAAGGAUCUAAAAUCACGAAUGUGGAAUUGAAUGCGUUUCUGAUUAGCUGGAUGCAAUCGGAAUGUCACCAAGACCUUGUGCAUAUCGGAAUUUCGGUCAAUGACCCAGAAACACUUGAUGCAAUUUUUGAUCUGCCCCAUGAAAGAAUAGAUAACGAUGUGAACCGACAGGGCAGAACUAUUAGAAAUGAAAUUAUCCGGAUGCGAGGUGGAUUUGAUAUCAAGAGAAAUGAUGGAGCAACUGGAACAAUUUAUUUCAGAAUGGACAGUGACCAAAUGAUGUUAAAAAUGAUUGUUUUUGAGUGUAUCGUUUGA